This is a messenger RNA of Arvicola amphibius (Eurasian water vole), 1485 nucleotides long. It is a transcript of the gene Cimip2b, whose product is annotated as family with sequence similarity 166 member B. NCBI's taxonomy places the organism in Eukaryota, Metazoa, Chordata, Mammalia, Rodentia, Cricetidae. The record is from RefSeq and is a predicted model, not a curated record. Bases 521 to 1336 code for a protein of 271 amino acids. The transcript has 5 exons.
UCUUCCGCCUGCUUUGGGGAAUGGGGGUUUGGGGAUAGGAGUUGGUUCACUUAGACCCUGGGUCAAGCUGACAUCUUGGUUUGAGAACGGGGGUACCUGUGGUAUUGUAUGGAAAGGGGAAAUGGGACGUGGAAUAGCUGGGUCUAACCAAGGUUUGUGUUGUCUUCUCCAUGGAAACAAGGUAGAAGCAGGGUGGGAGGAUUGAAACCCAGGCAGAGGGCCUAGACACACUUGCUCGGGGCCAGGCAAGUAGCAGCUCUAGUGGUUUAAUGCUUACCUAGCAUGCACAAGGCUCUAGUAGGGAAAACAAAGAAAUGAGCAAAAACGACCUAUAGACUAAAGCUGGGGGUGAGGGGUGGUUGGUACCUGCCUGAUCCCAGCAGUGGGUGGGACGCAGAAGGAACAAAAGGAGUUUGGUCAGCCUGGGCCACAGAGACCCUGUCUAUAAAGAAACACACAGAGGGAAACAAACACUUGCUCCAAGUACAGACCAAGAGCAGGGUUUUGUGGCUGUGUCAGGAUGAUGGUGACAGUGGCGAUCAGCCGUGGAGCUCAGGGGCCGGUCCUGUGCUUCAGGUACACAGGACACUGCCCACUACUUCGGUACAGCAUGGGCCAGACCUACGGGCAGGUGACCGGUCAGCUACUUCGAGGCCCUCCUGGCCUAGCCUGGCCUCCUGCUCACCGCAAGCUUCUGCCUCCCAUCCAGUCUCCAAGGUCUCCUGGGAUUUCCGGGGGGAGGCUACCUCCCAGGCGCGGGCAUGAAAGGCUCAGCUCCAGCAUAGUCCCUGGGUACACAGGUUUUAUACCGCAGGCACAGUUCAUGUUUGCCAAGAACUGCAACCAGGUUUGGGCUGAAGCUAUGAAUAACUUUACGCAAAGGCGUGGGCAGCAGGAGAGUCAUGAGCUGUCAAAGGAGGCCGAGGGAGGAAAAGAGGCCAAGAAAGACCAAGGGCCCCAGGCAGAAGAGCCCGAGCUGAAGCAGGAGGUGGCCCAAACGUCCCCCUACUCCAUGGAUGACACAGAUCCCCAGAAAUUCUUCAUGUCAGGCUUCACUGGCUAUGUGCCCCGUGCCCGCUUCCUCUUUGGCUCCAGCUUUCCGGUGCUCACCAACCAGGCACUGCAGGAAUUUGGGCAGACGUGCUCAAAGGGCAGAGUGCAGAAGGAUCCCAAACCUCUUUCCCCACUCCCCAGGCCCAACUUCCAGAACCUGGGUCUCCUUCCUCACUACAGCGGCUACGUGCCAGGGUAUAAGUUCCAGUUUGGUGGUACAUUUGGACACCUCACCCAUGAUGCUCUGGGCCUCAGCUCCACUCAGAAACAGUUCCUGGCUUAAGUACCAGGAUUUCAAGGUCUCUCUUUUUGUCUUAUCCUGGUGAUCUUUUUGUAAGGAAGAGAGGCAGGUAGGGGGAGGGGCACAAAGAAAACAGUUUAGAGGCUGAGCACCUUUUUAUUAAUAGGCGUAAUAAAUAAAUAAAUACAUAA